Fimicolochytrium jonesii is the source of this 3036-nucleotide messenger RNA. RefSeq names its product ATP-NAD kinase-like domain-containing protein. The coding region runs from base 423 to 2669 and encodes 748 amino acids. The record is from RefSeq and is a predicted model, not a curated record. The transcript has a single exon. Gene Ontology annotation, molecular function: ATP-dependent diacylglycerol kinase activity. NCBI's taxonomy places the organism in Eukaryota, Fungi, Chytridiomycota, Chytridiomycetes, Spizellomycetales, Powellomycetaceae.
CUUUUCCCCAUCGUCUCUGGGUGUUGCUUCGAUCUCGAGACGGUCCCCCUCCUCGUUCCUCUUUGGGCGUUCAUGGUUCCUCCCCUGUUACUCCGACGAGAGAGAGACCCUAAAGCCGCUCUCUCUCUCUCUCUCUCUCCCUCUCUGCGCCGGGAGGGGGGAGUUGUGGGCGUUUGCGCAUCAAUAAUGGCUCUCUGCGCGUCCGUCUCAGCAGCAGCAGCGCCCAAGUGGCAAGCACCCCCACCCCUUUCCCACCCACCCAAACGCAAGAGACUUUUAAAACUCCCGCUGCAAACUCCCCCCCCCACUCCCUUCGCUGUCUGGAAAGUUCCCAGGAAAGAACAGAACAGGAACGAAAGGCCUUCCUCCACUCCCGCGCCCGCACCCAUUCCCACCAUAGGCACCAACCCCCCCGCGACAACAUGGCUGCCAACGCCGCUGUCUCGCUCCUCAACGCCGCUGUUUCCCACCUGACGACACCCUCGUCGGUGAGUGCAACAGCACAGCAGAACGGCACCUCCUCAACAGCAGCAACCCACGAAGGCCACACCGAUGGAGUCGAGCACUCUCAAAAUGGAGACAGUGCCUCGACUUCCUCCUCCUUCGGCCUCCCCCUGGCUCCCCAUCUCACUGAGGAAAAGGCUGUCGGCACUACCUCCAACGGCGUCCAUACUCUUGCAAUCGACACAGCCGUCCAGACCCCCUCCCAGGACACCGCAGAAGCGUCCGUAGACACCUCCGACCUGGAGACGCUAGUAGCCCCACCCGUAAACCUGGCCCGCCGCCCGACCAUCGAAAAAUCCACCGCGGUUACAAACGUCGCAGCACAGCAGAAACUCGUCGACGACCCCGAACUCCGUGCCCUCCUCAACUCCAGCGCCCAACACCCACACGGCAUCCUCUCCGUCGCUCCCGCCGCAAAAGACGACCCACUGCCAUCCUCCCACACAUCCAAGCGACCCGAGAACGACUCCUCCUACCCUGGCGCGGCCCGCACCACAUCCGUAAAAGUGCAAAGCGGCCACAACGACCCCAAACUCACCGCCGAAUCCCAGGCUGCGUCCGUGAUCACAUCCGCCGACGAUCUGCAUGAGGCUAUCGUCGUGCUCCCCACCCACUACGUCUUCAUCUUCUCCAACCCGCGCUCAGGCAACCAGCAAGGCUCACCUCUCGUGCACAUGAACGUGCAGCACUACCGAAUGCGCGACAACCCCCACGUCCAAGUCCAAGUCUACGAUUUCCUCGACGAAAAAGAACGUUCCGCCGGUCUCCGUCUGCUCAACCUCGUCCUCAAGAAACACCCCAUGAUCAAAGAGGUCCACGUCUGGUCCGGUGGGGGCGACGGAACCCUCAUGGGCGUCGUCGAGGGCCUCAUCUCGAUGGGCAUCGACGUCUCUAACGACGAGCGUAUCCUGUUCAGCGUCAUCCCCUUUGGCACGGGCAACGACCUCUCGCAGGUCCUCGGGUGGGGCCGCUUCGUCUCCGGUAAAGAUGUCGCUGGGCAUCACCUCGAUGGCCUCAACAAGAUCGUCACCGACCGCUUAAACGGGUACAAAACCCUCCUCGACAUCUGGGAAGUCGAAAUGACCACCCACUCUGGCGGUUGGAUCCGCGAAGCCGGCAAGAAAAAGAUAACCCACCUCAAACGCAAAAUGUCAAACUACUCCUCCCUGGGCCUCCAAGGCCGCGUCGGCGUCGGCUUCGAAGAACACCGCCGCGGCUCCCGCGUCAUGAACGCCAUGGAAUACGCCCGCCAAUCCAUCGGCGUCCUCCUCCACGGCGCACCCCCCAUCACCGAUUCCAUCAAAUCCCUCACCGCCGACGGACACACCUACGACCUCACCGGCCCCAAGAAGCUCCGCGUCACACAUGAACCCAUUGAAUUGGUCAUCGCCAACAUCCCGGGAAUGUGGGGCCGCCAUGUCGACCUCUGGGGCGUCGCGGAGAUGUCCCGCUCCAUCAUCCGUGAUCAACGCGGACCCACAGAUAUCGAACACUGGACACCCCACACGGCCUACGACGGCAAGUUGGAAGUCUUUGGAAUCGCAUCUCUGAGAUCCUACUUCCGCAAACAAUUCAGCUUCGGCCGCAAACACCUCCAACGCGUCGGCCAGUUUGCGUCCCCAUACACCAUCGAAUUCAACCCAAACUCUAGAUUCCACGCCAUGAUCGAUGGUGAAUUCUACGAGGUCUCCAACGCGCACACAUUAACCUACACCCGCGCCUUCCAGAUCAAACUCAUCGGCAACGACCCGGGCCAUUCACGGUUGGUCUCGGACCUUGAAGCGCAUAAAGCGGAUCUCCCCGGACCAACGGGGGAGGGUAUCCACCCCGGCGUGGAUUUCGUAGUGGGGAAGACGGAGAGCGGGGUCGAGACUGAGGAGGAACGGAGGGAGAGGAGCCUGACUCCCCAUGGGAGUGAGAGGGGGAGUGGGAGGGCCAGUUUGAGGUCGAAGGAUUCCCGGGGGGUUUUGGGAACCGCUUCGCCGUUGGGAGAGGCGAGCAUGGGCGCGUCAACGAUGACUGUGAACACGGUUGCGACGGACGUGACUGCCCGCACCACUGCGACGACCGCGACCGCGACGACGACGACGGCUGACGGGGAAAAGGCGGAUAAGAAGAAAUCGCUGUCCAAAUCGUUCCGAAACAGUUUCCUCAAGAAAGUCUGAAAAACCCCUUUACUCCAAACAUCAUCACCCACCUUUAUUUCAAACAAUUCCGCGCACACCCCUCGCAACACUUCACGUACCCCUUUCACCUUUCCGGCUUCUUGUGAACGAACUCAGUCACGGAUAGUGUCGUGGACUAUUUUUCUUGGCGUACCCAUGGACUCUCAACUUUUACGGCGUAGGGUUCAUUCAUAGAUAGCGUCCUUCGGAUUAGCUGCCCUAGAUUUACAGUAAUAUGGUUUUGUGUCCCCCCCCUUUUUCUCUGCUAGAGUGGCUAAACCCCCACCCUCAUCUAUUUUCGCACGAUGGCCUACACCUUUAUUUUCAUUUCAUAAUACUCGCAUUUUUUGAGCCAAAAAUUCGUGCA